Molecule: messenger RNA, 2181 nt
Organism: Pygocentrus nattereri (red-bellied piranha)
Lineage: Eukaryota; Metazoa; Chordata; Actinopteri; Characiformes; Serrasalmidae
Gene: gid4
Product: GID complex subunit 4 homolog
Exons: 6
Coding region: 204-857 (217 amino acids)
Biological process (GO): proteasome-mediated ubiquitin-dependent protein catabolic process; protein targeting to vacuole; negative regulation of gluconeogenesis
Cellular component (GO): GID complex; extrinsic component of membrane
Source: RefSeq, a predicted model, not a curated record
UCUCUUCUAGCGACUGAUGACUUUGACGACACGCUGGUGUUGAAGAGCGCAGCUCAGGUGCCGAGGGGCUGAACGGAGCUGAGCAGAGACUCAGAGCUCACGAACCGCUGCCAAUGCGCCCGUCUGUCUGCUCGUAUUGAAUCCGGUCCGUGUGUCGUGAGCUCACCUGCGCUCGGGGUUCACCCCGCCAAAGCGUUUCCAACAUGCCGGUCCGUACCGAGUGCUGCCCCUGCUCGCCUGCGGCCUGCGGAGCCUCGGCCUCUCUGGUGCCGCCGCCGCCGAUCAACACGCAGCAACCCGGCGUGGCCACCUCCCUUCUGUACAGCGGCUCUCAGUUUCGGGGCCACCAGAAGAGCAAAGGCAACUCGUACGACGUCGAAGUAGUGCUGCAGCAUGUGACCAUGGAGGACUCGUACUUGUGCGGAUACCUCAAGAUCAAAGGUCUGACCGAGGAAUAUCCCACCCUCACCACGUUCUUUGCUGGAGAGAUUAUCAGUCAGAAACGGCCUUUUCUAACCAGGAAAUGGGAUGCAGAUGAGGAUGUUGACCGCAAACACUGGGGGAAAUUUCAGGCAUUUUAUCAGUAUGCCAAAAGCUUUAAUUCUGAUGACUUUGACUAUGAAGAACUCAAGAAUAGUGACUUUGUCUUCAUGCGAUGGAAGGAGCAGUUCUUGGUCCCUGACCACACAAUCAAAGACAUUAGUGGUGCUUCCUUCGCUGGCUUCUACUACAUCUGCUUCCAGAAGUCCACAGCCACCAUCGAGGGCUUCUACUACCACAGAAGCUCUGAAUGGUACCAGUCCCUAAAUCUUACCCAUGUUCCUGAACACAGCGCGCCCAUCUAUGAGUUCCGGUGACACUAGAGCCCUCUCUUGGCUGAAAGAGGGUGAAACUACAGCAGACGGGGGAAAAUCAUUGGUGUCGAGGGAAUGACAAACUGUCUAAUCAUGCCAAGGACUCAGCCAUUUUCUCUCUUUACUAAGAGGAUGACAAAGAUGGACACACGGAUGGAUGGAUGGAUGGAUGGAUGAAUGGAUGCAGAACUCAUUCAAAUGAGCAAGUCUUCACAAGCAACAAGUGGAUCAUUGUGGUGGAUUUGGGGAUUUGCAACAGUGUUUUUUGUUUUUUUUUCCUUCUUCAUUACUUUCAUAUUGUUUCCACGUUUUUAAAGCUUCUGUCCUCCUGCCAUUCUGGACAUCAUUUUUACUUUUUAGCCUGUGUUUUGGGAUUAAAGUUACUCUUAUUUUUCUUCUUGAUGGAGAAGCUAAUCAUAGAAGUGUUGCAUUUUGAUUUCUUGGCCGUGUCAUUGGAAAAUUGGGCUGGACAAAUUCAGGUCAGCUCAUGCAGGUAACCGGAAAUUUCUUUUAAGUUAUUGCAUUAUUAUUAUUUUUUUAAAAAUAAGUCUAUAUAAAAAGCAGCAGGGCCUCUUUGAGGGAGAGAGAGAGAGCAUAAUGGUGUUUAAGGUUAAAGGCAGUAUGAGCUGCAGCGCAGCACUGUAUGCAUGGGGUCUGUGGAGACCUCCCUUAAGUGACAUGGCCAAUAGUCAAUUAAGAAUUGAUAGUUACUUACAUAGUAUGAGAGUCUCACAAUAGAUCAUCCAGCAUCCCCUCCUAGUUUUAAGAAUCACUGCUUGCAUUUAAAGUUCCAAACAAAGUAGCUGGGUCCCUUCUGUUUGUUAGUGUGAUUACAUACAUAUAAUAUAUAUAUUUUGUAAUGAAAUUGAAUCAGAUGUCUUCGAAAGAGGUAUUUUAUAUCCCACAGUGGUAAAGUUGUAGGCUGCUUUGGGUUUUUAGGUUUUUUUUGUUUUUGUUUUUUUUUUUCUCUCCUUUUGGUAGGGGGUGUUCAGCUUUGGAGAAAAGCAAAAUUGACAAUACUUGUAAUGCUCCGUUGUGCUAUGCAAUGUUAAAGAAAAUCUCAGCUUGUAAGCAUUCAGUGCAUCUUAGGCCAUCACACAUUGUUUGAAAAUGUUCUCACCAGUAGUAUUUUUCACUUAACUAAUCACAACCAGAAGAGUAUUGGUUGGUAUGCACUUUGGCAUUCAUUGGCAUAUCAGUUUUGGAUUGGAUGGGCUGGACCAUGUCUAUAUUUUUAACAGGCCUUGGAAAUAUCCUGGAUUGUCUCUUUCUUCGCCCCUUUUCUACAUUUGGAGUUAAAGCUGAAAAGGACUGGCAGGCGAACAAA